UACAAUGUGCUUCUGUUCAGUGACAGUGCGGAUUGUUGUUUGUUGUCAUCAUCAAGAUGGAGUUUUUACUGGGGAACCCGUACAGCACUCCAGUGGGGCAAUGCAUAGAGAAGGCCACAGACGGCUCUCUACAGAGUGAGGAUUGGACCCUGAACAUGGAGAUCUGUGACAUCAUCAAUGAGACAGAGGAAGGACCAAAGGAUGCCAUCAGGGCGGUGAAGAAGAGGCUGAACGGGAACAGGAAUUACAGGGAGGUGAUGCUGGCGCUGACGGUGGUGGAGACGUGCGUGAAGAACUGCGGACACCGUUUCCACGUGCUAGUGGCUAACCGGGACUUCAUCGAUGGCGUCCUGGUGAAGAUCAUCUCUCCCAAAACCAACCCCCCCACCAUUGUGCAGGACAAAGUGCUGGCCCUGAUUCAGGCCUGGGCAGAUGCCUUCAGGAGCAGUCCUGACCUGACUGGCGUGGUCCACAUUUAUGAGGACCUCAAGAGGAAGGGCAUUGAGUUCCCCAUGGCCGACCUGGACGCCCUGUCUCCCAUACACACCCCGCAGAGGGGUGUUCCCGAGGUUGACCCCGCUACCAAUAAAUACAAAACGGCAUCGCCUCCCCCACCCCAAGGCCCCGCCCCCGUCUCUGCCCCCCCACAGCCCUCUGCCUACCCCCCGCCUCAGAUCCCACCCCUCCAGGUCUCCGGGGCCAUCACUGCCAACGCGGAACAGGUGGGUACCACUACUGCCAGCCCUCAACAGAUUGCCCGUUUGCGCAGCGAGCUGGACGUGGUGCGUGGGAACACUAAGGUGAUGUCAGAGAUGCUGACGGAGAUGGUCCCGGGACAGGAGGAACCGUCCGACCUGGAGCUGCUGCAGGAGCUGAACCGGACCUGCCGGGCGAUGCAGCAGCGCAUCGUGGAGCUGAUCUCCCGCGUUUCCAACGAGGAAGUGACCGAGGAGCUGCUGCACGUCAACGACGACCUGAACAACAUCUUCCUCCGAUACGAGAGGUAUGAGCGAUACCGCUCUGGGAGGGCAGCGCAGUGCGCCAAUAACGGGGUGCUGAGCGAGGCGACGGAGGAUAACCUGAUCGACCUGGGCCCCGGAUCACCCGCAGUGGUCAGCCCCAUGGUCAGCGCCACGCCCCCGUCUGCCCCUGCCCCUGCCCCUGCCCCUGCCCCUGCACCUGCCCCUGCCUCCGCCCCUGUCCCGUCGGCCACGCCCGCCUCCCUAUCCACACAGCUGGCUGGACUCGAUGUGGGUGGAGACAGCGUGACUGGCACCCUGAGCUCCCUGCCCAGCUGUCGGUUGCCCGACGACUUCGACAUGUUCGCUCAGACCAGGAACAGCUCCCUGGCCGACCAGCGAAAGAAUGUGAAGUAUGAGGACCCUCAGGCUCUGGGUGGCCUGGCUGCAGCACUGGACGUCAGACAGCAGAACACCGGAGGGUCAAGGGUAAAAGACGGUAACGCUGAGCUGGAGCCUAUAGACAGCUGGCUUAUUUCCCAAGGAAUGAUUCCUGUUGAGCAGUCCUCUGUCAUGGACGAUAUAGAGGAGUGGCUUUGUACCGAUGUGAAAGGCGAUGACACUGAAGAAGGAGUUACAAGUGAAGAGUUUGACAAGUUUUUGGAAGAGAGGGCCAAAGCAUCUGAGACAAGCUUACCGUCACCCCCUGGUGGAGACCCCGCCCCAUUGGGUGCCCCACCCGGGGCCCCGCCUGGCUCCACCCCCAACAGCGCUCGCAAGAAAGCCGAGAAGUCGGAGGACACCCUCUUUGCCUUGUAGAAUUUUCUGGAGGAAAAACCAUCACCCAUCACCCCUUCCCUCACACACUACCCCUCCCCACCACACCCCUCAAUACCCCCACACCCUUCCUGGAUUCAAACUACUCCUUCUGUCUCAGCGUACAGAAACUGUUCCCAACCCUGCAGAACAGCCCCUGCCCCGACCUGCAUCCCCCACUCCCCCACUCCCCCCCCCCUCCAUCCUGGCUUUUACCUCUGUGGGAGGGGGGUGCAGAUGCUCAUAAGGUCAGCUUUACACGCUAUACCCUGCUCUCCUGCAUUCUGGCAUCUCCUAGCCUAUCAGGGCGUGUCUAAAUAGCCCAUCAGGGGUGGGUCUAAACAGCCUAUUAGAGGUGUGUCUGAAGGGCCUAUCAGGGGAGUGUCUAAAGAGGCUAUCAGGGGCGUGUCUAAGGAGCCUAUCGGGUGUAUCUGAAGAGCCCAUCAGGGGCGUGCCUGAAGAGCCCAUCAGGGGCGGCUCUACAGAGUCCAUGAGGAGUAUGUUUAAAUCACCUGUCUGUGACAUGUCGAAAGAGCCCACCAGGAGCAUGUCCAGGGGGAUGGAGUCUUGUUGCUAAAGUUGGGUAACCCAGUGCUUUGUGAGAGGGCUUCUUCCGUCGCCUGUGCUCUUUGUUGCCGCCCUCAUUCGCUGCUGUGAGCUCUUCGGUCAAAGCUGCCGCGGUUAGCAGUCGCUGGUAAGGAACGAGGAAUGACGCAUUGGAUUAAUUUGACUGUAUGUAGUGUUGUUUUUGUUUUGGUUUUUUUUUUUUUUAACUGUAAUUAAAUUUUUUUUUUUUGAAUUACUGACCUAUUGUCUGCAUAAUUUUGUCCCUAUUUUACAUGUGUAUCCCAGUGUAGAUUUCCCUCUAACCCAUGUCUAUAUGUGAAUGACAUUUAUUUGAUAUACUGUGUAGCGAUUUCAACAAAAUAAUUGUACAGAGCUGUUGCAGAGCAUAUUUCAAGUUCAAGUUUAGUUUGGUGGUGCUCUGCAUUUUGGGGUCUCUGCAUUUCCAUAAAUUGACUUAUGUUUUAUGUUUAAAAAAAGUAUAACUGGGGCAUUCUUGGGGAAAAAAACGAGGGAUUAUGGGAGAAGGGUUCAGUGUAUCCUUUGGUUGAGUUUCCAGUUUGGCCCCAGUUUGGCUACGAUAAAUGGGGUCCAGGAACUGUGGUGGACCCCAUUUUGGGGGGGGUGGGGGAAUGUUAAAUGUCUGUUUCUUGUUUUGGCUUUUUUGUUCUUCAGGACAUCUCUGAGGUCACUUCCUGUGUUUCAGUGUGUCAAAAACAAAAGCAAAGCUAUUUUUCUGGUGUGCAGUGAACCUAAUGUACUGUUUUUUUUAACAAGGGUGGAGGACCUGAACAAAAUCUCGCUAUCCCAGAGAGCUGCAGUGUUUGUCAUACCAUAUGGCUGUCCAUAUACUCUAGAUCAGUGGUGCACAAACUAUGGGUUGGUAGAUAUCUAUUCGGUCGUGAAAUAAUUAUGAGUAACCCUGGAUUUACACUGAACACGGCAUUCCCAAAGCACUCUCGCCGAAAGUCAUUUAUUUUCGAGAGUGCGACCUACGUAAUUCCUCCUCUGCUACAUGAUAUCAAUUAACCAAUUAUGCUUAUAAUAAUUGCCCUUGAUGCUUGGCUAGCAGGUUCGGUCGGCCAGCCAAACUUAGCUCUCAGGGGAUAUCUGUUUGGUUGAGGUAUCGAUACGUAGGCUACAGCAGCAGUGCAGUUUGGCCUGUCUGGAAAAAGUGUUAGUAUUCAUUAAUGUUAUGCUGUGUUUGCACAAAUAAAUGCUAAAUAUAAAUAAUUCAACUAGUUAAAACACAUUUUUAUUGUUUGCAUUUGACAGUGUGUUACAUAUGAUCAUGUAAAUGGCCGCUUUAAUGUUGACUGGUGCGUCAUUCCUACUGCACUCUAUGAGAUAAUGAACUUGUUUAUUGCUCAUACAACGUAAGAUAGUUAACAGCUUUAGCUAAUCAUCGUGAUUCAGUCUUUGUGCUUUUGACAUUUUUAAAAAUCUGAAACAUUUUUGAAAUAUUGGCUGUAUUGAAAUAUUAGCUCAUUUCUUUAAAGAUUCCCACUGGGGAAUUCAUAAGUGGCUGAUACGUAACAUUAAAGAGACUCACUGACGAUGACUGUAGCGUUAAUGAAAAGAAAUGUUUUGUUUUAUCCUAUGGUUUUAUGUCUGGCAGCUUUCAGUACUCUACCCAUACUAUGCGUAAUUGAUAAAGCCUUAAAAUCUGUUCAUUUGACUGUGAUUAAUUCCCUGAUAAUUUCAGUAACUGUCCUUUAAUUUAGCUUUUAGGUAUUAAAAACAUGGCUAUUGUCAGUGGAUUGUUGUUAAUGAAAAUGACAUCAGUUUGGAUCAGUUUGGGUUGCGAAAAGCAUGGAUUGAUAUAUUUGGGUCAUCACUGAAGAAGUUUGUGCACCCCUGCUCUAGAUUCAAGGUGGAUUUAAUGAGAUUUCAUAGCCCUGACUUCCCUUGUUGGCAGUGCAUAAAAUAACUAAAACUAAACCUGUCAGGGCUCGGACUGUCAGAGGAAAUUGUUGCCAUGCCUACUGGUUGACCAGGCACACACAACUGGGUUUAUAUUAAUCAGUGAAUCAAAGUAGUGAUGGAAAAUAUUGUAAGCACAACCAAUCUGUGGUCUGUUCCUGUUAAACUUCCCCACCUUCAUCCUUGGAUGAAGGGCAGUUCCAUUUAAACUAUCCUGUCAGGAACGUGCUGUAGAUCACCCAGUUUCCAGAGCGCUAAUCACUAGUGUGGUUGUCGUAUGUUAUAAAAAAUCUGCUAGAACUGGGCUUCCCCCCAUUUCUUUUGACAUGCAUGGAUUGGACUUCUCUACUAUUUGUAUGCAGAAAUGUAUCAGGGGAACACUAUAUGACCUCGGAUCUAUGCGAAGAAGGAAGAAUUUUAAACCCAGAUUCUGGAGAGAGGUGAAAAACAGGAAACGAGAACAAUUGCACUGAAGUUAUUUAAUCAAAAUCCUUUUUGUAUAGCAAAGUUCCUAGAGAUUCUUUUCAUUUGACAAACUCAAACAUUUUGAUUGCUUUGGCAUAAUGUAAAAUAUGUAUUUAUUAUACAUAAUUAUAUGUAUAUACAUCAGAAUGUUUAUACAACUCAGAAAUUGACCAGCCGUUCAAAUUGAUGUGGUGCCAUGGGCUUAUAUUCGAAAGAAAACACCAUAGUUUUUCUGUUUGUGUGUUUCUGGUUCGGUCAGAUUAAUGAAAUCUUUAGCUUUGUUAAAAUAAGACAGCUGAAUGAACUGGUCAAAUAUUGGCCCAGAUUCUUUACAGCUUUAGAUAACUUUGUGGAAUAAGCUUGUGGAAGAAAUUUAAGCAAGCUUAAUGUUUUUUAAUUGCACAACUGUGGAGUGAGGUUUGAUAGUAUUUGAAAAUAAUAAGAAAAUUUGCAUCAUAAAAUAAUAAUCAAAAGGUUUAACAAAAACGUUUAAUCUGGAAGAGCUAAGAAUCAAGUUUAUUUUCUUAUUUUAAAGAAAGCAAGCAGAAACAGAUCCAGGGUUCCUUGUCCACCAUUUUUGGAGUAGAAAGACUGUUGAGGCCAGUCUCACGUUUCAGAAGUUGUGAAUCGUGUGCAGGGGGAAAAGCAGGGCGUACACACUGCAACACGCUCGUUGAAGUGUGCACCGGCUGGUGGGGCAGUACUGAUCAUGGAUGGUUUACACUAACACCUGGGCAACAGUCUCUCCCCCCUCCUCCUCUGCCUGCGUGUUCCAGUGACUGUGUUGAAGAGAAGCAGGCUUCCUCGGUGUCCCGACUGCAGUGACAACGUGGCUGCCUCUCCCAGCCUGCAGCUUGACAUUUCGCUAAGCUAGUAAGCUUGUGAGAGCUAAUUAACGUGCUAACAGUUUCCGAGAACACACGCAUCCAUGUGACUUUCUCUGUCGGCUUCCUUCAUUUACCUGUACAGUGUGCCGUACAUACGUUUCUGAGACUUAAAAAGGUUUACCAUUCAUAAUCAAGUUCCUAACUUUUUUUUAUUUAAAGGGGGUCUGUUAAAAUGAACAGGUUUCCUGCUUUCAGAUGAGACGGCAAACUCCAUAUCUAAUCGUUAUAGAAUGUUAGAGGACAUUGACGUGUUACAAGAUCCAAAUAUUUGUAAUCGUUGUUUUGAGCAUUGAUGUUCCUAAAUGUGUUUUUGGCUCUCAAAACAAGAAUAAAAUGUUUCAAAAUCUUUU
Molecule: messenger RNA, 5964 nt
Organism: Anguilla anguilla (European eel)
Lineage: Eukaryota; Metazoa; Chordata; Actinopteri; Anguilliformes; Anguillidae
Gene: tom1l2a
Product: TOM1-like protein 2
Exons: 16
Coding region: 57-1778 (573 amino acids)
Biological process (GO): signal transduction
Cellular component (GO): membrane; endosome
Molecular function (GO): phosphatidylinositol binding; clathrin binding; ubiquitin binding
Source: RefSeq, a predicted model, not a curated record